AUGGACCCUUCGCAGGCAGCUUCGAGCAAUGUGACGGUCGAGUACACUGAUCCUUCAGGCUUGUUCCCACUUAUCCAGCCUGUGAUCGAAUCGAAGCUCCCCCUGAAGAAUUUGCACUGGAAAUCGCCAACCCGCCCCGUGCGGUCAAUCGAGUCACUCCGCAUCGGCUUCACACCUGCGCAAGAAUCGACCGAACGAAAGGUAUCGAGCGAUACUGUUCAGAGCACCGUCACCCAUCGCCGACAUCAAAUCCCCGGUCUACGACAGACACCGUACCUCAAAGUUUACCUCCUCCGAUGCGAUGACAACGAUACCUACAAGGCGACGGCCCGACGGAACCUCCGCGAAUGGAUCAAGGCUAAUGCCUCAUCUCAAAGUACACAGUCCGCAACUGCUAGCCAGGAAAAACACGAUGCGUUCGAGUGGUUAAUCCUACAUGUGGUACCGGACGGUGAUGCUGCGGAUAAGGCGCCCAUUUCUACAUCGAAAUGGGGGCGGGGAUCAACUACGGUGCUGGAAAAAGCGAAAGCUGAUUUCAAUGGGUCAUCGAAGACCGCCGUGGAUCGUGUGGCUCAACUGCGUCUUCCGAAGCACGGAACUAAAUCCUCUGAAUUGGCCGCGCAAUUGGAGGAUUUGAUCGACAAGAUGAAGAACGGGAUUCUAGCAUCUUUCGAUUUGCGUGUGGCCCAAUACGAAGAGGAUAUCAAGGAGAAGGACUCCCAGCGCAGUCUUCCUGGCUGGAACUUCUGCACAUUCUUUAUUCUAAAGGAAGGUCUUGCGAGGGGUUUCGAGAAUGUGGGUCUCUUCGAAGAUGGGCUGGCUGGAUAUGACGAGCUAGCCGUUGGCUUGGAUGCGGCCAUUCGAGAUCAGCUUGAUGGGAGUGCCGAUCAGCACAGCGGUGCACUCUCAGUCACUAGUAAAAACUGGGCUGAGUUAGCUAAAAAGGCAUUGGAGGCCGGAGCUUCUGAUGAGAGCGACGGCGAUGAUGCCGAUGUUCCUCUGUUCUCAGAGCUUGAGUCGGAGGAUUUCCCAUUCAAUUCUAACAAAAUGUCCUAUCGGGAAAUGAUCCUGGCAAGCGAUAUCUCCAUCUUCGAUUUCCGCACAUACAUUUUCUCACGUCAAUUGACUCUAUUACUACGAGCUGCGAGAGCUUCGUCACUGGCCGGGACUGAGCCUACGCCCGACGCUAAUACAUCGCAAUCAGGCAAGAAACCCGAAAAUCUCAUGCUGCUAGCUGAGAUUUGUGGCAGGGCGACCGAGUUUAUCAGUUUAGCUGCCCGUACACUCCGUUACGAUCUCGAAUGUGGUCUCGCAGAGGUAACCCAUGCUAGCAAGACAGAUGUUAUCAACAAUCUAGUCUCCACGUGGGCAUUCUCGGCAGCUUUCCAAAUUCUUAGUCAAACCUCUACUCCAGCCUUUAUGCUCCCCGAGUCCUCUCUUCAUGCCGUGGCACAAUCGAGUGAAACCGCUGCUGUUGCGGCGGGAGAAUCGCGAGCUGAUGUACCUCGCCGCACUAGUUCUCUGGUAGGAGCUGUCCGCCCUGGCCGGCCAGUGACACAGGAUAUCUCUGACAGUGUCGGUUUGAUGCAGCGGCGGUCGACUAUGGAUCACCCCAAACCCGUGCCCUUUCCCACACAAAAAACUGGUUCCGAACAGCUAGCAUCCGGCAGAGCGGAGUUGCUUCUUCUCGCACGGCGUUCUCUCGAGGAAGUCGCUCGGAGACGUGGCUGGGCAGAGAAUUGGAAUGAUCUCGGUCUUCUUUUUGAUGAUCGACAUCGUUCUGGGGCGAGCGACAUGUCAGAGAUCUCGUUGGACGGCGAUGAUACCCAGGAGUCACAGACUGAUUGUAAGGCAAAGCAAACAUCGCUUGUGGGCAUCGAGCUUCCUGGCCUCAAGGCCGCAUUAAAGUCAAAGGACGCGUUUCUGUUCCUUUAUGAAGAGCUUUCAGACCGUUUGAUCCGUCAUCAUAUGGCAGCCAAUCGUGUGAACUCUCUUGAACAGGCUUUGGCUGAGAUUGCUAUUCUAAGAUACCGGCGCAAAGACUACGAGUCUGCUGCUUCUUACUUCCACCGAAUGGCUCCUUUUUACGGCACCAAGUACUGGAUCGUUCUGGAAGGAACCAUGUUAGAACUCCACGCUCGGUGCUUGAAGAAGCUCAAUAGGAAUGAGGAUUAUGUCCGGAUGAUGAUACGGUUGCUUUCCAAAUUUGCUACAUAUGCGCAGGCGCAAUUGUCAACCAGGCAGAAGACCGUAGCGGGCUCGAUUCCUUCUACUGAGCAGGAAAUGUUGGAAGGACAUGUCCGCGAUUUGUUCGACGCCUCUGACGCUCUUCAGAAAGAUGUUCCUGCUUCCUUGACGGACUUUUUUGCCGACCUUCGUGUCGAUCCGGCCAUUCGGCUGUACGACAACAAGGAUGGAUUCCAGAUCCAAUUGUCGUUGCGCUUCCUUUUGGGAAAACAGAUUGAGAUAGACAAUCUCAAGCUUCGUCUAGUCGGUGCUAAUAGCUCUCAGAAUUCGGAGCACUGGAUUGAAAGCUCAGCUAAGUUUAUGGUGAAAUCGGCAUCGACACAGAUUCUGAUCGAUUCUUCGGUAAAUACAUAUAAGGGACGCUUUCAGUACUUUUGGCUAACUUGUAUUCAGACCACACUUCAAGGCAAAUAUUUCGUUGACCGUCUCGAAAUGAGGGCCGGAAAUCUUGUCUUCAACUUCAAUGGCGGGCGAGACUCUACGCUUCCAGUAGGUUUCCGGGAAGCCGGAGAAUCAGAGGGAAUUGAUGAACAACCAUACAUUUAUUGCUAUCCUCCGGCCGAAGGCUUACAGGCAAAGAUCGUGUCACCACAUCUUAUUAAUCUCCAAGCCAUGCGGACGUUGGAGCUGGAACUAAACAGUGGGCGAAAUGAUGUCAAGAGCGGUACAAUCCGUGUCCGGCCAGCCACUGCAGGCCUACGGCUUCGUCUUGCAGAGACAGAGGUUGUUGACGGUAAACUCGAGGUUGAUCCCAACCAUGAGUCUGGCGUUAUUGAGUUCGGGAAAUUGGCCCCGAAGUCAUUUGUGCGGUUGCGUAUCCCCUACACUGUAGAAGAGGCGUUUUCGACGCUCUCCGCACGCGCAGAAAUCGGAUAUGAGACCGAUCAAGGUCGAUUCGCUUCCUCGGCAUCAUUCAGUGUUGUGUCUACGCUCCCCAUAUCGGUCAACGUGCAGGACAUUUUCAAAGAUGAAGCCUUGUUCUCGCGUUUUACCAUCAGCCCCGCCAUGCUGAUUCCGCUUCGUAUCACGAACUGCAGUCUUCCCAGCUCAGACACGUACAACGUGCAAUCCAAUAUCACAGGCCCCGUCGCCCUCGAUGUCUUCCCCAAACUGCCUGCGUCUCUUCUCUACAAGAUUCGCCACAACGAAAGCAACACAGCUGCAACAACACCUCACAGCCUACAACUAAGCGUUGAUUUCACCUGUGUAGAUGAUGAGUGUCUCGAUGCGGUCGAGCAGCAAUUUGCCACAGCCAUUAAUUCAAGCCCAUUCCAGCAGUACACAACACUCCUGACAUCGCACAUUGUCAGCAGCUUCCGCGCACAGCUUUCUACUAAUGACAUGGAAGUCAUUGGGCUGAUUCGGGAGGUUACUAUGCUGCCCUACGAAACAGUGCGGUGGGAUGAUCUCCUCGGCGCCCUAAACCCACCAGCCGAGGAUAUGCGACAGUGGCUCAAGGACUGGCACAAGGCCCACUCCACCAUCUACCUCCCCGCACAGCCUACCAUUCCAGCUCGCCGUAUCGUCAUCCCUGUUGAUGUCCCUGAAAUCCAAGUCGUGCACACAGCCGAGCUCCAGCUCCAACCCAAACCCACCAGCGAGCCAGAGCCCCCCACCCACGCCGCUGUCGGUCAGAUGAUCGUGGCUGAACUAUGUCUCCGACACACGCGGCGCUGGUGCUCCCCAUCGACUCGCGAAAGCGCAAACCAACCGCUCGAAUGCUCCUACGAGAUCCACGCAAGCCCAGACAUGUGGCAAAUAGGUGGCCGCCGCCGGGGAAAUUUCCUUGCGCGCGAUGGCGAAUCCACCCGCUUCACUGUCCUGCUGCUUCCCCAAAAGCCGGGCCAUCUCCUUCUCCCGGGUAUUGAGAUCCGCACAUUCCUCCCGUCGGCCCCUCAGCUGCCGACGUCGCCACCUGCCGAUCCUGCUGUUUCCGCGGCACCGUCGCGCCGAUCAAUCCCUUGUGAAGUUGACUACCGUAACCAUAGUGAAACAGUCCUUGUCCUUCCCGAUCUAAGGAAGACUACUGUUACUCUUAGUGCUGCUGGUGGUAAUCAUGCUGCUGGCGGAGGGUCGUGGUUGGUUGAUUCAGAGCGGCGGGCGGAAGUGCGUUGA
This is a messenger RNA of Penicillium paradoxum, 4362 nucleotides long. Its product is annotated as putative TMEM1 family protein. Gene Ontology annotation, biological process: intra-Golgi vesicle-mediated transport; early endosome to Golgi transport. The record is from RefSeq and is a predicted model, not a curated record. Gene Ontology annotation, cellular component: TRAPPII protein complex. Lineage: Eukaryota; Fungi; Ascomycota; Eurotiomycetes; Eurotiales; Aspergillaceae. The coding region runs from base 1 to 4362 and encodes 1453 amino acids. The transcript is spliced from 3 exons.